AUGAAGCAUGAUUGUCGCAGUAUUUCGCCGCCGUCGUCAACGAGGCGUGUGCGCGCGAUUCGGAGACGAGGCGGUGACAGGGCGGUGACCUCCACCGGGCCGCGUCGGCAACACUUGCACUGGCUAGUGCCAGUAAUGCUCUCCGCUAUCCUCGCCGCCGCGAGCGUCGCACCGAUUGAGGCACAGGAUGAUGGCACGUUGAGCGACAAGGACGUCGCACCAGCAGGCGACGAGAUCAGCACAGCGCAAACGUCGCAGCCCGUCGCCAGUGGGUCGUCGGCGCUCUACAUCGUUCGCAUGCGAAGCGUGCCUCCCGUCGCCACGUACACAGGUGGCAUCCCCGGAUUCGACGCCACCGCGCCCGCCGCCACAGCCGCCGCCGCUGACGUCGGCGCGGGAAUCGCAAGCAUUGCACAGCGCGCUGGUCGUGCCGGGAAUCGACUGGCGCAGCGGCUUCCGCGCAUCGACCUCCGCCGGGGGCCAGCGCGCGCGUUUGCGCAGAUGCUGGGGCGGAUGCAGAAGCAGGUAGCGCGCGACGUCGGGCUUGCGACGAGCCGCGUGCUGUACAGCUACAAGUACGCGAGUAACGCCUUCGCCGCGGAGCUCACGCCUUCGCAGCUGCGAAAGCUACAGCGGCACCCGAACGUCGCUGACGUUGUCGCGAACGUCGCGAUGCGCAAGCUGACGACAGACUCGUCGGAAUUCCUGAAGCUGCCCGAAACGGCGUGGGCGAGCGCGGGCGGGCAGGGGAAAGCGGGAGAAGGCGUGGUGAUCGGUAUCGUGGAUACAGGCAUCUGGCCGGAGCAUCCGUCGUUCAGCGACAUGAACACAACCGCUCCCUACGCCGCGCGGCUGUCCACGUGGCGCGGCGUGUGCCAGACGACCGCGGACUUUCCGCGCUGCAACGGCAAGCUCAUCGGCGCGCGGUAUCUGAACGCGGGAUUCCGCGCCAUGACGGGCGCGCCGGAGAGCCUUACCGACGACUGGCUCUCCGCGCGCGACGCGGACGGGCACGGCACGUGGUGUGCGGGCCUCUGCGUUUCCGCGUUUGUCAGACGGCCCCACUCCAACCCCCCCUUCCCUUCCCCGUCCCUUCCCUUGCCCUCCCCUCUCCCCUUUCCCCCAUCCUUCGCCCUCCCCUUCCCCCUGUCCUCCCCCCUCCCCUUCCCCUCGUCCUUUCCCCCACCCCUCCCCCUCCCCUAUCCCCACUCCCUUCUCCGCACCAGCGCGGCAGCAGGCAACGCGGGCGUGACAGUGACCACAUCGCGCGGGCAGACCAUCGGCACAGCCAGCGGCAUCGCCCCGCGCGCGCGCCUGGCUGUCUACAAGGUGUUCUGGAGCAACGAGCAGUCAGGCGGCACCACUGCGUCAUUCGCCGACGUAGAAGCAGCGGUGAACCUCGCAGUGGCUGACGGGGUGGACGUGCUGAGCCUGUCGCUGGGCGGACUGGACAACUCUGCUACGUACUUCAAUGACAUCUCCUACCUCAAUGCCAACCUGGCGGGCGUGACAGUGGUGUACGCAGCGGGUAACAGUGGGCCUCCUCGGGACGAUCCCUCUGGAUACCGCACCAUCUCCAACUUCUCCCCUUUCUACCUCACCGUCGGAGCAAGCACCAUCAGCCGGCGCUGCGCAGCCAACCUCACUCUCGGAGACGGCACCAUCGUCACCACCAGCGGCUACGGCGCCGGAACCUCACCACUCACCUCCACGCCUCUCAUCGAAGGCUCCGCCGCCCGCCGCCCCUCCGUCUCCCUCACUCGCGCGGACCAGUGCAUGCCUGGCGCGCUCGACCCAGCUCUCGUCUCCGGCCGCAUUGUGAUCUGCUCCUAUGGUGGCAUGUCCACGGAGCAGAAGCUGAAUGAUCUCAGCAGCAAGGGCGCAAAAGCCGUGCUGCUCGUCAACAUCCCUGCGGCUCUCGAGCCCUUCACACCGUACAACGAGCUGCUGCCCCUCGCGUACCUCUCUGCUGGCGAUGCUGACCGGUUACGAACCUAUGUGCGCUCCACGGCCUCUCCUGUCGCCACGCUCGCGCCGACAUUCUCCCGCCUCUCCGCCCCCACCGCCCCCACGCUCGCCUACUUCUCCUCCACAGGUCCCGUCGCGAACCCCUACACCACCCCCUCCCUCCCCAAACCCACUAACGACAUCUUAAAGCCAGAUAUCAUCGGGCCUGGGGUGUCGCUGUGGGCGGCGUGGCGCAGCGAUUCUCUUUCCUCAGCGAGCAAGCCGUCGUUUGAAGCUAUUUCUGGGACGUCUAUGGCUACUCCGCACUUGGCUGGGAUCGCAGCACUUGUGAUACAAAAGUACCCCUUCUGGACCCCGUCUCAAGUCAUGUCCGCUAUUGUUACAACUGCAACCCGUACCAAUAUUGCUGGGGCUCCUAUUGGCACGCCGGCUGGAGUUACGGCCACACCAUGGGACAUGGGUGGGGGGCAUGUGAACCCCUCUCGGUUGCUGGACCCAGGGCUGACAUACAAUGCAGGAGCCACGGAUUAUUACAACUUCCUUGCAGGAUUGGGGCUUUCAAAGGCCAAGGCAAUGCUUCCGAAAGGAGUGAAACUGGCGGGAAUCAAACCCUACGACCUCAACAGACCCUCGAUCUCAGUGGGACGCCUUGUCAAAACAGUUACCGUUUCAAGAACCGUAACAAACGUUGCGAAUGCAAUGUCGACCUACACUGCGUCGGUUGUCGCACCGGCGGGUGUUGCAGUGGUGGUGAGUCCUACCAAGCUGGUGCUGAACAAGGGUGCAAGCGCCAUGUUCUCUGUGAAGCUCACUGUAACAGCCACGUCAUGGAACUUCACGUAUGGUAGUCUCACAUGGACAGAUUCUGCUGGGCAUUCUGUGGUGUCUGUGAUUGCUGUGCAACCCAUCAGCAAGUGA
Closterium sp. Yama58-4 is the source of this 2886-nucleotide messenger RNA. NCBI's taxonomy places the organism in Eukaryota, Viridiplantae, Streptophyta, Zygnematophyceae, Desmidiales, Closteriaceae. The record is from the annotation of a GenBank genome assembly.